Molecule: messenger RNA, 1421 nt
Organism: Penaeus vannamei (Pacific white shrimp)
Lineage: Eukaryota; Metazoa; Arthropoda; Malacostraca; Decapoda; Penaeidae
Product: putative protein-lysine deacylase ABHD14B
Cellular component (GO): cytoplasm
Source: RefSeq, a predicted model, not a curated record
CGCCCGCGCAGCCGGUGGGCGCUCCGACCGCCGCCCCUGUGGCCUACUGGGCAGCAUCUCAGCAUUACGACUGUUGCCAGGCCACCGGCGCCCCGGGCCAACUCUGAGCGUGUGCAAUGACCGAAAUAUUAAGAGAGGAGACCAAAAAAAUCUACAACUUUUCAUCUACCGCAUAUUGCUGAGUAUGCCAUGCUGGCAGCCCUGCAGAAACAGAUGUUACUUGAGAUAUUCCUGUUCAGUUGGCAGCUGUUCUAGACACAUUUGAUCUCGUUGCCGCAUCAAGACGCUAGGCAAAGGAGGGGAUCGGGACUCUCGUAUUACCCGGAAAGAUAAUUGACAUUCCUCGCCAUUCAAAAUGGCGCAAGUGCGCACAGCGACUCUCCUCUUCCUGUUCGCCGGGACGUCUACUCUCAUCUCGGUGAUGAUAAUAACAGGAUCCAUUCAGAAACUCAUUCAACAUACGUCCCGCACUGUCAAGGACGAAAGCAGGGAGGAAGCACUUGAAAACAUAGACUUCUGGAGGAACGUUGAAUUGGAGGAAAGCGAUCUGCCUUCCAAUAUCAACGAAACGGCAGCUCAGACUCAAGUCGAAUACAGAAAAAUCAGUGUCAUGGAGACAGACAUCUUUUAUCGAGAAGCACAGCCGCCGGAGGGAGUGAGAAGCAGCGGGGAAGCGGUCGUUCUUCUCCACGGGGAAGGGUUUUCGUCGAAAAAUUGGGAAGAACUGAAAACCAUCGGCGCCCUCGCUGCCAUGGGCCAUCGGGUGCUGGCUGUCGAUCUUCCAGGGCAUGGGAAUUCAAGCCAAGGCGACCCAGGUGAUAAGGCUGAUUUCUUGCAAGAGUUGUUAACGAAGCUGGAAGUUACAAAACCAGUCUUGGUUUCCCCCUCCUCGAGCGGCAGCUACUCCAUCCCGUUCGUCAUCAAAUACCCGCAGGCUCUUGGUGGAUUCGUGCCCAUCGCUCCAGUGAGCACUGAGAAGCUCAAAGCAAAUGCGCCGGAACUGAUGAUUCCGACGUUCAUCACGUACGGCGAACUGGACCUGGACCUCGGCCACAGGUCGCGCGAGGUCUUGUUCGCCCGCAUCCCGACCUCGCAGAUAGUGCCGCUGCCCGACGCCAACCACGCGGCCUACCUGGAUCAGCCAGUCUUGUUCCACACAUUACUCUAUAACUUCAUUCAAAACAUCCACGCUCGCAAAGCCUAAGGCCAUGUUUUUUUGUGUCGGUAUGAUUCUGAAAAAAAUAAGAUUGGUUUUAAUUUUUCUUUAUUUGAUGUUCUUAUACUGGUAGGCUCAACGUCGGUGAAGAUUUAAAAUAUGGCUAUUUUCUUUAUUUUGCCUCCACACGUUUUUUUUUUUUUGCUACUAUCUCUUUCCAAGAUCGCACUUGUGUAUGCCCCUUUAUUUUUUAAUACUUAUCCAA